CUGAGGAGUCGCUAAGCUUAACAAAAAUGAAACUUGUGCAGUCGACAGCAGGAAAAUCUUACUUAACCACUUUAACUUGUGGAUGCUACGUGGUGUCGUAUCCUUUCUUCCCUUUCAAAAGACUUAUCCUGUGGUCCUCGUCUAUUUGCCAGUCUCCAAAAUGGCGCCCACGGCAUUAGGUCAGAGGUGAAUCACGUGGGCCCUCCCGGUUCCGGCGUGGUAGAGGCCCGAGGGGGUGAGCAGUCUCCGGCACCAUGUCGGGUUUGUCCGGCCCACCAGCUCAGCGUGGCCCUUGCCCGUUAGCACUGCUGCUUUUACUCCUGCUCGGCCCCAGCUCGGUAUUCGCCAUUUCCUUCCAUCUGCCCGUUAACUCCCGCAAGUGCCUCCGCGAGGAGAUCCACAAGGACCUGCUGGUGACGGGCGCGUACGAGAUCACCGACCAGUCUGGGGGCGCUGGCGGCCUGCGUACCCACCUCAAGAUCACAGAUUCUGCUGGUCAUAUUCUAUACUCCAAGGAAGAUGCAACCAAGGGGAAAUUUGCCUUUACCACUGAAGAUUAUGACAUGUUUGAAGUGUGUUUUGAGAGCAAGGGAACAGGGCGGAUACCUGAUCAACUCGUGAUUCUAGACAUGAAGCACGGAGUGGAGGCGAAAAAUUACGAAGAGAUUGCCAAGGUUGAGAAGCUCAAGCCUUUAGAGGUGGAGCUCCGACGCUUAGAAGACCUUUCAGAAUCCAUCGUUAACGAUUUUGCCUACAUGAAGAAGCGAGAGGAGGAGAUGCGAGAUACCAAUGAGUCAACAAACACUCGGGUCCUGUACUUCAGCAUCUUUUCAAUGUUCUGCCUCAUUGGACUAGCCACCUGGCAGGUCUUCUACCUGCGUCGCUUCUUCAAGGCCAAGAAGUUGAUUGAGUAAUAAGGCCCAGUCUCCUCCCACCUUGUAUCUCGGCCAGCUGAACAUCGCUGGGACAUGCCCAACCUAGGGCAUCCUUCUAACAGCACCAUCAAGGCACAUUGGAGCUUUCUUGCCAGAACUGAUCUCUUUUGGUGUGGGAGGACAGGGGUUACUGCCUACACCCAACAAGUCAGUGAGAGACUUCUUUUUAACUUGGUAGCAUUGGGACUAGUUUUGCAACAAUAGGACUAUUAUUAGAGUCCUCUGUAACAAAAAAUAGGGGUUACCUAGGUAAUGCCAAAGUCAGCAUUUGUACUGGGUUUCCUCCUGUGAUCGGUUUGAACCAUGUUUUCUUUCCUUUUCCUACUUGCUCACCAGCUUGGGCUUCCACUUUAGUUCCUUUACCAAGGUUUGUAUGACCAUGUUGAACUUGUUUCAUUUUGAUUGUCCUCUUUGGAUUUCUUCGUGAAAACACACUUCGCUUUCUCUUGACCCUUAGCUGAAAUGUUUAGGUAGCUUCUGGUGAUUUCCUUUCAUAAAUUCAUGUCUCUUGAAAGGGUGAUAGAUGGACACCUCAUAGAAAUGAGCUUUGUACUGUACAUAACUCUUAAAGAGGACUUCAUUUUAGAGAAUUAAAAUAUUUGUGCUCAACUGCUUGAACCUCUUUUGUGUAUUUAUGUGUGUUUAGCUCUAUGCAGUUUUAUCAGGUGUGGAUUUGUGUGAUCACCACCGCAGGAUAGAGAACAGUCCCAACUCUCGUAUCCCUGUACUACUACUUUUUAUAACCAUAGCCAGCUCCCUUCUUUUCCCCAGAGCCCCAACUUCUGGCAACCACUGAUCUGUUCUCCAUCUCUAAUUUUGUCAUUUCAAGAAUGUUUUAUAAAUGGAAUCAUACAGUAUGUAACCUUUUGAGAUUGGCUUUUAAAACUCAGCAUAAUUCCCUUGAAAUCCAUCCACGUUGCUGCAUGUUAUCAAUGGCUUGCUUCUUUUUAUUGCUAAGGAGUAUUUCAUGGUACGCAGGUACCACAGUUUGUUUAACCAUUCCCCCAUUGAAGGACAUUGGGUUAUUGUCAGUUUUUGGCCAUUUCUACUAAAGCUGCUAUGAACAUUCAUGUACAGGUUUUCAUGUGAACAUAAAUUCUCAUUUCUCUGGGAUAAAUAAAUGCCCAAGAGGGCAGUUGCUGGGUUGUAUGAUAAGCACGUGUUUAUUUUUGUGAGAAACCAUCCUACUCUCUUCUUGGAGUGACUGCCAUUUUACCUUCCCACCAGCAACAUGUGACCAGUCCAAUUUCUCCAAAUCCUCUCCAGUAUUUGCUAUUGUUGUUAUUUUUUAUUUUAGUCAUUCUCAUUGGUGUGUCUAGUAAUGACUCAUUAUGGUUUUAAUUUGCAUUUUCCUAAUGGCAGAUGAUGUUGAGCCUCUUUUCAUGUGCUUAUUUAUCGUCCAUAUAUCCUCCUCAAUGAAAUAUCCUUUCCUAUCCUUUUUACGCACUUUUUAAUUAGCUUGUUUUUUCUAAGUUACAGAGUUCCUUAUAUAUCCUAGAUACAAGUUCUUUGUCAGAUACGUGGUUGCUUGAAUUUUUAACAUAACUUCUAGCAAGGAAAAUACAAGUAAAAUUUACCAACUACUCUUACGUGGCCAGUCACCGACUUAAUUCCUGUCCUUAUGUGUUCCAUCUAGCAAAUUAAGACAUUUGGGGUCUAAGAAAAACACACCUGGGAGGAUUAUGAAUAGAACAAAUACUUGAAACUGAAUGUUGCAAACGCAAAGCCAAGAAUUACUGUGGGAAUGUAAGGUGCCUAAAGGCCAUUAAGUAAGCAAAGGUAUGGUUACAAAUGAGCAUGUUUGUGGACAGUUACAAAAAAUAAUGUCACUUGAAAAUAUCUCCAUUUCACCCAGGAAAAUGGAUAGGAGUCUGUCCUUUCUGUAAUCCCUUAACCCCUGCAGACUGUUACCGGGCUUUGUCUAACUGCAGAGGCAAGAAUUAGAGGACUUAGGGCAUAUAGCUUGCGGUUAAGCAGUGCAUUAGAAUUAACAGAACACUGUUGUGAUGACCAGGGUAAAAUACAAAAGUAAAAGAGGGAGUGAGUUAUGUUGUUAAAAUCUCAGGCUGUUAAUGUUCCAGCUACUGUGAACCCGAAAGCCCUUUAUCUCCGACUCUUGACUUCUGUGAAUGCCUCUGGUGCAGCAUUAAUUUGUGCAACAUUGCCAUCUGCUGGUGGGAAUUGAUAGGUACGGCUCCUGAGAACCUGGAGGCCAAAUCCUGAACAUAGGACAGUGGAUGUUGAGAAAGUCCAUCUGUGGUAUUACAUACACUAGAUGACAGAGGAUACAUCCAGGUAGGGAAGAGAAUAACCAUACUUGUGGGUCAGAUCCAUUCUUAGAGGUCUAAAGGUCAAAUUUUGUUCUGUACCUUUAGCCUAAUAAGAAACUCUCAUUUCUGAAUGGUGCCUUUCCCCUUUUUCAGAAGCAAUGAAAGUUCUUCUGUUUUGACAAAAUGGCAAAGAAAAGGGUAGGAGAGGAGAACAUUUUAUUUUAAUGAUGUUUCUGUUUCCGAGUGUGACUUUGUGAAACUGGGAUUUUUUUUUUCCAUUCUUUCCUUUUUACUCACAUGCCAAAAAUACCAGCUCAGACACUUGUGCUUUCAGUUUAAAGUUCAUUGAUAAUUACACCUUCAUUUUAUCAAAAAAGUAAACAUUAUUUGCCUUUGAUAGAAGGCUAGUGCAAGAGUAAAUCAGCUUUAAAAAUGAAGAGUUUAUCUGCUUUUCUCCAUUUUGAGCCUUUUCAACACAGUCUGUAUAAUACAGAUGGGGAAUGAUACAGUUUAAGCGCUGUUAUAUCAUUGUCAUAAAUUUCUGUCAUUAGCCAUUUUUCUGUUUGCUUAAUGGAAAGAGGCAUGUGGGAUUUCUACAGAUUCACUUGUAAAUGUUGGAUUGGGGAUUUUUGUGUAAAUUUUCUCAAAUAAAUGCUAGCAGAAACCA
Messenger RNA from Enhydra lutris kenyoni (northern sea otter), 3872 nucleotides. Its product is annotated as transmembrane p24 trafficking protein 10. Gene Ontology annotation, cellular component: endoplasmic reticulum; endoplasmic reticulum-Golgi intermediate compartment; COPII-coated ER to Golgi transport vesicle. The coding region runs from base 255 to 914 and encodes 219 amino acids. The record is from RefSeq and is a predicted model, not a curated record. The transcript is spliced from 5 exons. Lineage: Eukaryota; Metazoa; Chordata; Mammalia; Carnivora; Mustelidae. Gene Ontology annotation, biological process: Golgi organization; endoplasmic reticulum to Golgi vesicle-mediated transport; intracellular protein transport.